AUGAACCUACACUCUCGUAUUUUCUUCCUUGGAUAUCUUGCGAAUCUCGUGUCCGCAAAUGCCGACAUAGAGUGCCGCACUAUUAUCUCCUGCACUACGACUAGCACAACUACAACCACUACGAUAACCACUAGCACUUCUACCACCACCACUAUACCCCCCCCCGACACUAUUACGACCACUAGCACUUCUACCAUCACCACGAUACCCCCACCGGACACUAUUACGACCACUAGUACUUCUAUCACCACCACGAUCCCUCCCCCAGACACUAUUACGACCACUAGUACAACUACUAGUACUACUAGUAACAGCUGUCCGCCUUGCUCCGUUACCUGCCCUCCAGAAAAACCGCCAGCAACUAUAACUACAACGGUCACCACCACGCCUGAAAGCUGUCAAACAAGUUCGCAAGCCACACCAACCCCUGUGUGCACCGACAUUGUGGAAAACUGGAAGCCAAUCAGACUGGAUUGGACAGAAAAUUAUAAGAAGCCUGGUCAACCAGAACCGAAACAAAUCGAAACUGACUACAAUUUCCCAACUAUUUUUCAACUCACCGAUGACAUGAUUAAGUUGGAACAGUACGAUGUGUCAAUAGACGGCGACCAUGUUGGAAAGACCUCCAACGUGCUGGAGGGUAAAAGGAAGGACUCUUGUAAGGCCGCGGAGGAAUGCAUUAAGAAGGGGUUUUCCCAUGGAAAAUUUGAAAUUCCGGCAGGCACCCAUUCCAUUGGGAUUUCUUGGAAAAUGGCUGAGCAGGAAGAUAUCAGUGACUGGACCUUCGGAUCAGGGCAGUACCGCUUCUUGCGAGUUAAACCAUGUCCACAUUAA
Molecule: messenger RNA, 834 nt
Organism: Aspergillus tanneri
Lineage: Eukaryota; Fungi; Ascomycota; Eurotiomycetes; Eurotiales; Aspergillaceae
Exons: 3
Coding region: 1-834 (277 amino acids)
Source: RefSeq, a predicted model, not a curated record